Molecule: messenger RNA, 2523 nt
Organism: Sphaeramia orbicularis (orbiculate cardinalfish)
Lineage: Eukaryota; Metazoa; Chordata; Actinopteri; Kurtiformes; Apogonidae
Product: zinc finger protein 345-like
Exons: 3
Coding region: 84-2006 (640 amino acids)
Biological process (GO): regulation of transcription by RNA polymerase II
Cellular component (GO): nucleus
Molecular function (GO): RNA polymerase II transcription regulatory region sequence-specific DNA binding; DNA-binding transcription factor activity, RNA polymerase II-specific
Source: RefSeq, a predicted model, not a curated record
CAGUGAUGGCGGUGGUGUUUGUUUUCCUGAAGCUGCUGUAGUUUGGAAAAGCUCCCAAAGUGGAGAAAAGCGUCCGGAGCGUCAUGUCUAGGAUGCAGAUGUUGAGGGCUCUUGUCGAGGAGAGACUGACGGCAGCGGCGGAGGAGAUUCUAAGAGUAAUGGAGAGGAGGAGAAAGAUAGAAGAGGAGGAGGAGAAGGAGGAGGAGGAGGAGGAGGAAGGGCUGCACACACCAGAAAUGUCACCUGACCAGCAGAGGGCAGCAGUGCACAAGCGGUUAUCAGUAGCUGCUGAUGAGAUACUCAGGAUCUUAGAGCUAAUGAUGGGUGAACAUGAGGCAGAGAAGAUCGACUGUCAUGACAAACCACUGGACAUCACAUCUCUGAGUACUGAGCCAGAUUUACACAAAGGAGAAGGAUUCCUUCUCUUCAGGUCUGAAUGUGAAGACGACAAUCUGGUUCAACAGCAGAAUAAGAGUCCCAGGCGAGUCCAGAUAACCUCCCAUCUUCCUCAGAUUAAAGAUGCUUCAACAGAAACAGACUUUGAGUUUAUCAAUGGUAAGCCUUCACAUCUUCACCAAAUGCAAAGAGCAGAUAAGAGCACUUUAACAAUGAUGGAAAUGGAGACAAGAGAGUACUCCAGAGCACCUGCCAGUGAUGAUAAUGAUAAUGAUAAUGACAGUGAUCCAGAAUUAAAGGAGGAAAAUCAGAAAUCCAAGAAGAGGAGAGCAUUUAAGAGACAUGGUCCAGGUUGUUGCAAAAUGUGUGGUACGUCUUUCCAAAAAGGUGUCGCUGGGAAAAAUAUGAAAGAGAACACAAGAAAAUCUGCCAAAGCAAAUGAGAGCCAAAGUGCCAGACAGAGUUGUUGCAGAGUGUGUGGAAAGUUUUUCCGAUAUAAACGUUCUUUUCUGAAACAUGUGCUUACACAUGAGCGCAGCACUGGUCUCUGCGGAGUGUGCGGAAAACACCUGGAGUCUGACGAAAGCUUGAAGGUACAUUUACAAACCCACAACGAGGAGAACAGCUGCAGGGAUCGAUCCGCCACAGAUGACAAACCGUCCGAGGCCGACUGCUCUGAAGCGGAGAAUAAAGCAGAUGAUAGCGAGGAAGACUGGAAGCAAACGGACAGCGAUGAUGCAGACAGUGAUAAAGAUGAUGCCAAAAAACCACAACCUAAAACAGAUAUCGAUGGAUCAGACUCACCUGAGAGGCCUGAAAACAAGGACUGUAAGAUGGUACCCCAGCUGAAGUUUAGUUGUAAAGUGUGUGGCAGAUCGUUCUGCUACCGGGCAUCUUUUCUGAAACAUGUGCAAGAAGAUGAGAGAGAUACAGAUGUUUGUGGAGUUUGCGGAGAACGUUUUCAGAGCGAAGAGAGCUUGAGGCUUCACUUGCAAACCUACAUCAGGACUAAUGAUUGCGAGGUUUGUGGAAAACACUUCGAUGGACAUAAACAGCUGGAGAUGCACAUGAGAACCCACACAGGUGAGAAACCUUACAUUUGCACCAUCUGUGGAAAGGCAUUUGCUCAGAAUGGUAACUUGAUGGGACACAUGAGAGUCCACACAGGGGAGAAGCCGUACGUCUGCAGCGUAUGUGGCCAGAGCUUUAGUUUUAAAGAAUAUAUGACAGCUCAUAUGAGAAUUCAUACCGGAGAGAAACCGUUCCUGUGCAGCGUCUGCGGCAAAGGAUUCAGACAGAGGGGGACCCUGAAAACACACAUGAUGAUCCACACAGGAGAGUCCACGCAUCACUGCAAUAUAUGUGACAAAAAAUUUUACAAGAGUGGAGCGCUGAAAAUCCACAUGAGGUCCCAUACAGGAGAGAAGCCAUAUCUGUGUAAUGUCUGUGGAAAAAGCUUCACGGCGAGUGGAUCGCUGACCAAACACAUGGGAGCUCACGAGGGGGAGCGGGCACACUGUUGCAACGUCUGUGGAAAAAGAUUUUUGAGGAAAGAGGACCUGAAAAGACACUGUGAGACGCACCAACCAACACAGCUGACAAGACUUUAAAAUGUACACUUCUAAAGGAAAAAGAGCUACAUCUAAUUGUCCAGUAGUUGUCUGCAGUGUCACGUUCCCUGUUGGAUAUUUAACACUUGUAGUUUCUAGCAUCGUUUGGAAAAAUUCCACUAUUACCUUUAAGGAUAAUGAAAUUCAGGUGGUCUAAGAGGACAUGAGACAUCUCCGUCUGUCUCUCUUUCCAUGUCUUUUCAGGCUGUAGAAAAUCUACCCAGUGACGUCCUAAUUUUUGCUUCAGGUAAUAAAGUUAAAUACAUGAUUGACAGAUGUAAUUUCCAGUCUGAUCAGAUGUGACCUGGAAGUGAUUCAGCAGCUGUUUCAAUGCGGAAGCGUGGAGAAGUGGCUUCAGUUUCCCAUGAGAACAUGAAACUCUGUCAAUACAAUUUAACAUUUCACCUCUAAAUAUAUAACUAUAUAUUGAUUGACAACUUCUGUUAUUUUCAGAUAUUUGCAAUGGUGUGCUACAAUUUUUAAAAUUAAUAAAUUACACAGCCUAUUUAAUACACUA